AUGAAAACAAUCUCCAUAAUCGCAAUCAUAGUUGUACUCUAAUUAGGGUAGGUAUCAAGUUUGUCAUUUAAUGAUCCUGAAUGCAGUGCUAAAUAUUUGAACAAAUUUGGAACUGCAAAUAAUGCUGAUGGAUCAGGUGCUUCAAAAAUUGCCUUCACAGGAGAUGUCUCCUUUGUCUCAGGAACUGCUAAUGCAAAAGUUAACUUGAGAUACUCUGAUGUUGAUCUUUAUAAUGAUCCAACAUAUUAUGGUCUUGUAAAGGAAGAUGGUAAAUCAGCUGACUAGGUUUGUCUUGAUCUUAAAUUAUGGAAAUAUACAUCCAAUUCGUAUUCAGAUCCAUAGUAGGUUACUGAUUUAACAAUAACAUCAUCAAACAACUUCUCAAAAUAAUGGAGAUAUUAUUCAUUCACAAUCCCAGGAGCUGAAUUAAAAACCAGAUUGGUUGAAACAUCUAAUUCCAAUUAAUUCAUUUACAAAGGAUAUUAUGCACUUGCUUAUUAUGCAGCUGGAACAGAUUAACUCUAAUACACAUUCUUUUUUGAAUUUUCUCUUACAAUUGAUAAAUCAACAGGUGCUGCACUUGACACUUCAUUCAAGCCUUUGAGUUAAUAAUCCACUAUUGGUUGCACAACAACUAGUGGUUGCAAAGCCACAGCAGAUACCACAUUAAAGUGGUGCACUGAUUUAAAAUGCACUGCAUUUCAAACCCCAGAUCUUCAUUUAAAUGAUCAGUUUGUUCUUUAAUAAGUUAUCAACACUAGUGGAAUGAAUGGCUUUUAUUUAACUGGAACUGAAGUUUGGUACACAGGAAAUGGAUUAAAUAAGAAAGCAUCACCAACUUCUAUAAAUAAUGCAACUCCAGGAUAGGUAAUUAUUUAAUUGAAAGCUGAAAUUGCAUGGAGAGCAGUUACAAUUAAAGUCACUUCGAUUUUAUCAACAUCGGCAGCAGGAGGAAGAAGAAUGUUGGUUUAAACUGAAUUUGAUCCAGUCUCUGGAGAAACUGAAGAAAUUAAGUGUAUUAAGGAUGAAGGAUCAGAUACAUGUACAACAUGCGAAUAAGAAUGUGAUGUUAAUGGAUUUGCUCAUGAUGGAUGUCCAAGUUGUUCCUUUUCCCAAUAGUUAGCAUUUGUUUUCUUGGCCUUAUUGCUAGUUUUCACAAUUUGAUUCAUUCAUAUAUAUGAUAUUGAAAUUAUAGAAAUUCAUAAU
Molecule: messenger RNA, 1206 nt
Organism: Paramecium octaurelia
Lineage: Eukaryota; Ciliophora; Oligohymenophorea; Peniculida; Parameciidae
Source: the annotation of a GenBank genome assembly